CGCCUCGGCCUCCCAAAGUGCUGGGAUUACAGGUGUGAGCCACAGCACCUAGCUAGCCCUUUAAUCUUUUUAACAUGACCUAGCAGUUCAACAAUUAGCUUUUAAAUGAGAUUUUUAAGGUGGGCAUGGCCUCCUGAUGAUUGGGCUGAGGACUGUCCUCCAGAGUCAGUCUCCUAAAUUCCUGUCUUCAUUCCACCACCUCCAAGCUGUGUGUGGUACUUAACCUCCCUGUGCCUCUGUGCUCAAUUGCACUUUCCACAAAAGUGUCAUUUCAAAGGGUUGUGGUGAUGAUUAAAUGAGAUAACCCAGUAAAGUUCUGGCACAGUGCCCAGCACCUAGCGAGUACUUAAUAAAUACCAGUUAUUUUUAUUGAUGUGACUAUGAUCCGCCUACUUUUAUUUUUCAUGCUCAUUGAGACUGGAUUUUAUAAUCUACUAAAGAAACUUGUUCUAAUGUUGGCAUGAGUGUCAGAAGGUAUGAGUUCUGGCCCAGGCUCCACUGCUUUCCAGAUGUAUGACCUUGGACAAAUCAGCAAUUUUAUCAACUCUAAAAUGGAAAUAAUAAUUUGUGCACAGCUCAGAUGAGAAUACAUUGUUUUGUUUUGCUUUCCUACUUUGAUAUAAAGCAUUGUCCAAAUGUAAAAGUCUGAUGGUGGUGGUGAUGAUGAUGGCUUGGGAUUUAGGGUACCACUAAGUGUAAAAGAACACAGUAUUCAGGCCUGACUAGACCACAUUACAAGUUAUUACAAGUUACCACCUCCAGCUGUCACACCACCGCCCUCAGCUUCAUGAUGGCAUUCCUCUCAAUAACCAAAGAGAGAGAGAGGCAGGCACAAAGGAGACAGAAAUUAAUAUCAGUCCUGAUUAGGCUUUCUUGAUCUACUAUUGUUAUUAAUUAUCGCUAUUAUUAUUUUAUCAUUCUUGAUCUAAAGGGUCUUUACAAAUCUUUUUUAAGAGAAAAAUUCAAGUUAAAUACCCAGCUACAGUCCAGCUCUCAUGGCAAACAGGACCAUGUUUUUUCCUAUAAAGAUAGCAAACUACUUAUUCAGACAUACUCACUUUACAAAACAGGGCAUGGGAUUAUAUAAACAAACAGAUCCUAUUUACAUUUAAGUUAUAGAGAAAAAGACUAGAAGAAAAUACUUAAAUUAUUGUCUCUCUGCAUUUUGUAAAUUUCUACACUACAUAUAUAUGUAAAUUUUAACCAAAAAAAUGAGUUAAGUAUUCUAAAAUAGAUGCUUUUCUUAGUAAGCUAAGUGACAAGACAGAGCUAUGACAGUGAGCCCAUUUUCAAAGGAUUAUGAAAGAAUAUUUAUUUUCAAAAUUGCAGAGGUUGAAAAAAAUCACCCAGUCCUGGGACUAUGAGACUGAAUUAUUAGGUGGGGCUUCUUUGUGACUUUAUGUUCCCAGGUUUAGCUGUUUUCAGAAAUUUGGUCCAAAGAUCAUUGAUCUGCUCUAGUUUUACAAAGCUCAUUUUAGUUAAGAUUUUCUAAUAAAAGAAUUAUGUCUCUUGCUAAGUCAGGCCUUGGUAAGCUUGGGAUAAAAUAUGUCAUAAAUAUUUCAUAGCUGCACUGGUGCAGUUACGUGCAAUGCAGGGUUUUCAAAAUUCAAGUGCAUUAUCAUCAAGAUCUGUUGCUGCUUUAUAGGUAAAGCUAAUGGGUUCAAUUAAAAACAUGCUGACAAUUAAUACAGGAGUACUGUUUUAUUAUGCAUCUACUGAACUUUAUUUUUAGAAUCACUUUUACCAAGGCUCUAUCAAGUACUUUUUUAAAAUUCUAAAUCUGUCUCCCCUGGCUUUCCCAGAACGGAUUCACAGUGGAGAGGUGAAAGCAUUACACAGCAAAAAAAUCAGCAAGCUAUAUUAAAGCCGAAAGCUAAAUUUUUCCCCACCACACAUGAAAUUUCCAGAUAUAGAAUUUUAAAACUGAUUAAUUUAACAUUUGGAAUAAAAUAAAGGUUAAAUGUUUUAAGUUUUGUAAAUACUUCAAUUAACUUCAUAAUAACAGUAACUGACAAAUAGAAGGCAAUAUUCAAAGAACAAAAUAUUUGGCAAGGGAAACAAACACCAUUUCAGUGGCUUAAUGACAGAAAAGAACACUGUGGUACAGAUGGAUUUGUUUUGAUUAAAGACAAUAGGGACAUACAUGUACAUCCCAAUUUCCCUGACAAGAAACAGUCUUUCUCCCCGAGGAUAUUUUUAUUUUUCUUUCAACUUUUGACAACAACAAAAACAAAAGUCAACGCUGCCUUUAAAGUUUGACAUCCCUAGGAUCAAGUAGAAAUAUGUAAUAUAGCUUCCUUUUUCUUAUGUUCCUGCUUCAGCAGACUAAGUCCCUAGCUUCCUACAUCAACAACCCCUUAAAUAAUUAGCAGAGGACAGGUUAUAAAUAAUUAUUAUGAGUUCUAGAACCAGAUCCCAGGCAAACGGAUUAGGUUCAAGACACAAUAGGUUGAAAGAAAGUACAGAUCAUCUCAUCUUGGAUGGAUUCAGCCUACCAAUUUGACAGUGACGUCGUCCAUCUGGAGUAUCUUGCUUGCUAUCCGGUUCCUACAUCCCAUCCUCCUUGCAUUUUUUAUAUCCAAAAAUACUAUUUAAAAGAAGAAAUGUAAGGAAAUAGGGAAAGAUGGAAGAAAAUGCCCAACUCCUUAUAUUUUUAUCUUUAUUUUAUGACCCAAUAAAUAUAUCACCUUUGCAAAUGGUAUUUUCCCAGUAUUAGAUGACACCCUACAAAACCUGACAGUGGCUAUCUCUUAGCUGCAAAGUUAACAUUUGCACUUUCCCUACUGAAGGAACAUAUAGAUUGGAGCAUGCCUUGUAUUUCUCUAUAAAGUGAUUCAAAACAGACUGUAGCUUAUGAAACAACAAUUCAGAGAUAAUUUCAUUUAAAAUGUCUUACAUCUAAAUCCUAUGAGUAACUUUUCUAUUUAGAAUAAAUUACAAAAGUAUUGUAGUCAAACUUAAUUCCAUGAAUACAGUGUGGUUAAUCUGGGUGAGUUGCCGUGAUUGUUUUCUCUCCUUUUAAUAUUUCGAGAAGAUUUCAUAGCCUUAGUAUUGUUAGGGUUUAAAAAAAUGCAAAAGCAUUUCUUUCUGUGAAAAAUAUUAAGGUGGUAAAUGUUCUUCAAAACUAUGAGACAAAAAGGGAAAAACAUCUUUUAUAGCUUUUUAAAAAAAGUUUUCAUACUAAAUUUACUGAUGGGUAUAACCUUCAAAUCACCUUUAGGAAGAGUAGUUAAAGUGGAAGAGUUUAAUAUAAAAGAAAACAUUUUGCUAAAUGUGAAACUGGAUCCAUCAUUUUUUAAACCAUGGGAACUGUUUUUUCUUAAUAAAGCAACUGUUUUAAUUCUUUGCAUUAUCCUGUAGUGCCCAGAUUGAAAAAUAUAUCAUGUGACAUUGAAGUUACAAUUUUAAGUUAUAGGCACUAGAUGUAGCCUGAGUAACUGACUUAUUUUGUUUGUAUGCAACAUUUUCCUCCUUCUGUAACCAGCUGGAAGCUGAACAAUUUUUGAGCUACUUUAGAUACAAGGCAAAACUGGGUAAUUGUGAAGUUAGACAUGUGUUUCCUUGUAAAUGUCUCUCUGCAGAGUCAUCUCCUUUUCAAAGCCCUAAAGAAAACUAACAGCCUAAGCCUGCCAGUUAACCAUGUACUCUCAUUACAGAGUUUGCAGUGAAUGUGCACCAUGAAAUUGCCAAAGAUUUUUAUAUAUUUCAAUAAAAGCAGAAAGUAAUAAGCAACAAAAGCAAAAUUACUGCAUAAUUAGCAUUUGGCCUUAUCUAGAUGGUAUCCUGCUGAGUCCAGCCUGGCAUCCGCAAUACUUUACAGAAGGCAGGGAAUUUUCUUUCUCUUUGCCUUUAUUUAUCUACAUAAAACCAGAAAAUCCUGUUUUUACAGUAUUCACGAACCAGUCCCCUCAUUCCAUCAUCUGUCUCUCUCAACAACUCAAGACAUGGAUGGGCUCUUUUUACCUAAGGUCUCUCAGCAAACUAGACCAUCCUUCUCCUACAUGGCCUGCGAUGCUGCAGUUUCAUAUUAAUAAACCAAAAGUAACUCCCAAAAUUAGCACCUCCUAUUUAAAACAUUAUUUCUAUUUUAAUACAAAUAGGCCAAGGGAGCUGAUAAAAAUAAAAAAUAAAACCUCUAGAAACCCACCCCUUUCCUGAUUACUUACUGAUGAAUAUGAUCCUGUCUUUUAAUAAAACAGGGACUUGAGGAAACAUGCUGUGAAAAGAAGCUAUUUCGGUCUGGAGUCCCUACUUUUUAUAAGCAGUAGUUUCUUCUCACCCAUAGCAAGCAUUGCACAUUCAGUCACUUGUACCUGUGACCCCAGCGCUGUUGUUAGUUCUGCAAUCUCUUCUUCACUUUAUCUUGUAGUAUUCUGAACUUUUUAAACCUGAAUUACCCCCAAAGCACUACCCAAAAUAAAGAGACAUUUUAACAGUUAGGAGUACACCAGACAGCAAGAAGUCUGUGUAAAGUUCUUAUGUGCAUAAACAUGUUUAAUGAUAUAGAAAAUCUAUUCCAAAUCAAUCAUUAAAAUCUAAGGGGAAAAACAUAUUACAUUUUAAAUGGAGGGAAAACAUCUGAUUUUAUUCAAGGUUGUGGUGAAUCUGUUCGGCAGCUUUUAAAUCAAUUUAAAGUUAAUUCAGAUGCUUUUUCAAUCAUUGCAGUUACACAUAGGGAAUACUGAAUCGAAAUAUGACAAGGCAAUUGUUUGUGUCCAAACUUAUCAAAAACUGUAUUUCCCUGGACUUUUCAUCCCAACAGAUUUCAAAUUCUCAUUUCCAAGGAGUAUCUGACCUUCACAUUUCAGGCCCUGUGUCUCUUCAUUUCUUAUACCAUCAUAUGUUAGAAAACUCAAACUGGGCUACAAGUAUAUAUUUCUGUUAACUGACUUUAAUGAAUUUUGGUUGUUUUCAAAAUCUGCAAUCUGUUCAUUGUGCCGGCCCUGCAUUGCAGGAAAGUCUUAGCCUGUGAUUCCAGUUUCGCUCCUGCAAAGAGAGUCACUACAGGCAGGUUUCAAUUGUAUUUACUCGGAGAGAAGAGGGGAAAGGGAACCCCCUGCCCCCUGCCAACCUGACAGGCCAGGCUGGGUGACAAGCCCCCCGGGGUGGCUGCACCUCCCGCUCGCCGACCUGGGCGCUGUCCUUGGUGCUGCCGGCGCCAUAGCGAGCACAAGCGCCUUACCUUCUGCCCCUGCGGAAGCUGCGGACGUCCCCCAAACGUUAAAAACGCCAUAUCCCACUUUUUAUACAAAUAACUACCCCGGCCUGUUCUCUUUGUCCCCUUCCCGAAGCCUUCAGGCAGACCGUUCCUCAAAGUCUUUUUUUUGUUUUGUUUUGUCUUCUAGACCCAGCUCCUCGGCGCUCAUCUCCAGCUGCUUUAAGACAAGGAGUGGGGGAAGGGGAGGGAGGCAAGAAAAGAUGAGGGUGGGGGAGGGGAAAAGAGGGACUGCAAGGGGAGGGGAGGGAGGAGACGGGGAGAAGGAAAGAUUGGAAGAAAAGGGUCCCCGAAGAAGGGGCUGAGAGAAGGGCAGGGUGAACUGGACUAAAGGCCAGAGUAGGAGGGAGAAGAGGGGCCAAAAAGGAGGGGGAUGAGAUUAAGCACAGAAGAUGGGUAAAGAAAAAAGUAUCGGGGAAAGGGCAAAAUAAGAGAAAGCCUUGAGGAUAAGAGGGUAGAAGGCUAAAGAACAAGGGGACCACGGGGUCGGGGAAGCGCUGCCCGAACGGCGGGACAGUGACAAAGAAAAGGUGCUGGCGAUAUUCGCACCAAUGGUGCGAAACGCAAUCGGGAGGUGAGAAAUGGAAAGAAGGCGAAUGAUCGGCUACAAGUAGCCUGGGACUUUUGAAAGGGGACCUGGGGGAGGGGCUGGGCCCAGGGCAGAAAAGUCCGGGUUCCCAUGCGGCCUGGGCCCACGUGGAGCGGGCGCUGAAUCACCGUUCAGCCGCCCCCUCCCCUCCUCCCCGACCGGUGCCCGCAGUCCCCGCCUCCUCGGCCGCCGCCUCCACGGGGCGGGGCCCUGGCCCGGGACCAGCGCCGCGGCUAUAAAUGGGCUGCGGCGAGGCCGGCAGAACGCUGUGACAGCCACACGCCCCAAGGCCUCCAAGAUGAGCUACACGCUGGACUCGCUGGGCAACCCGUCCGCCUACCGGCGGGUAACCGAGACCCGCUCGAGCUUCAGCCGCGUCAGCGGCUCCCCGUCCAGCGGCUUCCGCUCGCAGUCGUGGUCCCGCGGCUCGCCCAGCACCGUGUCCUCCUCCUACAAGCGCAGCAUGCUCGCCCCGCGCCUCGCCUACAGCUCGGCCAUGCUCAGCUCCGCCGAGAGCAGCCUUGACUUCAGCCAGUCCUCGUCCCUGCUCAACGGCGGCUCCGGACCCGGCGGCGACUACAAGCUGUCGCGCUCCAACGAGAAGGAGCAGCUGCAGGGGCUGAACGACCGCUUCGCCGGCUACAUAGAGAAGGUGCACUACCUGGAGCAGCAAAAUAAGGAGAUUGAGGCAGAGAUCCAGGCGCUGCGGCAGAAGCAGGCCUCGCACGCCCAGCUGGGCGACGCGUACGACCAGGAGAUCCGCGAGCUGCGCGCCACCCUGGAGAUGGUGAACCACGAGAAGGCUCAGGUGCAGCUGGACUCGGACCACCUGGAGGAAGACAUCCACCGGCUCAAGGAGCGCUUCGAGGAGGAGGCGCGGUUGCGCGACGACACUGAGGCGGCCAUCCGCGCGCUGCGCAAAGACAUCGAGGAGGCGUCGCUGGUCAAGGUGGAGCUGGACAAGAAGGUGCAGUCGCUGCAGGAUGAGGUGGCCUUCCUGCGGAGCAACCACGAGGAGGAGGUGGCCGACCUUCUGGCCCAGAUCCAGGCAUCGCACAUCACGGUGGAGCGCAAAGACUACCUGAAGACAGACAUCUCGACGGCGCUGAAGGAAAUCCGCUCCCAGCUCGAAAGCCACUCCGACCAGAAUAUGCACCAGGCCGAAGAGUGGUUCAAAUGCCGCUACGCCAAGCUCACCGAGGCGGCCGAGCAGAACAAGGAGGCCAUCCGCUCCGCCAAGGAAGAGAUCGCCGAGUACCGGCGCCAGCUGCAGUCCAAGAGCAUCGAGCUAGAGUCGGUGCGCGGCACCAAGGAGUCCCUGGAGCGGCAGCUCAGCGACAUCGAGGAGCGCCACAACCACGACCUCAGCAGCUACCAGGACACCAUCCAGCAGCUGGAAAAUGAGCUUCGGGGCACAAAGUGGGAAAUGGCUCGUCAUUUGCGCGAAUACCAGGACCUCCUCAACGUCAAGAUGGCUCUGGAUAUAGAAAUCGCUGCGUACAGAAAACUCCUGGAGGGUGAAGAGACCAGAUUUAGCACAUUUGCAGGAAGCAUCACUGGGCCACUGUAUACACACCGACAGCCCUCAGUCGCAAUAUCCAGUAAGAUUCAGAAAACCAAGGUGGAAGCUCCCAAGCUUAAGGUCCAACACAAAUUUGUCGAGGAGAUCAUAGAGGAAACCAAAGUGGAGGAUGAGAAGUCAGAAAUGGAAGAGGCCCUGACAGCCAUUACAGAGGAACUGGCCGUUUCCAUGAAGGAAGAGAAGGAAGAAGCAGCAGAAGAAAAGGAAGAGGAACCCGAAGCUGAAGAAGAAGUAGCUGCCAAAAAGUCUCCAGUGAAAGCAACUGCACCUGAAGUUAAAGAAGAGGAAGAAGGGGAAAAGGAGGAAGAAGAAGGCCAGGAAGAAGAGGAGGAAGAAGAUGAGGGAGCUAAGUCAGACCAAGCCGAAGAAGGAGGAUCCGAGAAGGAAGGCUCUAGUGAAAAAGAGGAAGGUGAGCAGGAAGAAGGAGAAACAGAGGCUGAAGCUGAAGGAGAGGAAGUCGAAGCUAAAGAGGAAAAGAAAGUGGAGGAAAAGAGUGAGGAAGUGGCCACCAAGGAGGAGCUGGUGGCAGAUGCCAAGGUAGAAAAGCCAGAAAAAGCCAAGUCUCCUGUGCCAAAAUCACCAGUGGAAGAGAAAGGCAAGUCUCCUGUGCCGAAAUCACCAGUGGAAGAGAAAGGCAAGUCUCCUGUGCCGAAAUCACCAGUGGAAGAGAAAGCCAAGUCUCCUGUGCCAAAAUCACCAGUGGAAGAGGCAAAGUCAAAAGCAGAAGUGGGGAAAGGUGAACAGAAGGAGGAAGAAGAAAAGGAAGUCAAGGAAGCUCCCAAGGAAGAGAAGGUAGAGAAAAAGGAAGAGAAACCAAAGGAUGUGCCAGAGAAGAAGAAAGCUGAGUCCCCGGUAAAGGAGGAAGCUGUGGCGGAGGUGGUCACCAUCACCAAAUCGGUAAAGGUGCACUUGGAGAAAGAGACCAAAGAAGAGGGGAAGCCACUGCAGCAGGAGAAAGAGAAGGAGAAAGCAGGAGGAGAGGGAGGAAGUGAGGAGGAAGGGAGUGAUAAAGGUGCCAAGGGAUCCAGGAAGGAAGACAUAGCUGUCAAUGGGGAGGUAGAAGGAAAAGAGGAGGUAGAGCAGGAGACCAAGGAAAAAGGCAGUGGGAGGGAAGAGGAGAAAGGUGUUGUCACCAAUGGCCUAGACUUGAGCCCGGCAGAUGAAAAGAAGGGGGGUGAUAAAAGUGAGGAGAAAGUGGUGGUGACCAAAACGGUAGAAAAAAUCACCAGUGAGGGGGGAGAUGGUGCUACCAAAUAUAUCACUAAAUCUGUAACCGUCACUCAAAAGGUUGAAGAGCAUGAAGAGACCUUUGAGGAGAAACUAGUGUCUACUAAAAAGGUAGAAAAAGUCACUUCACACGCCAUAGUAAAGGAAGUCACCCAGAGUGACUAAGAUUUGAGUCCAUUGCAAAAGGUUAAGCCAUAUGACAAUUUCAAAAUGCAUGUGAUUGGCAGCUUCAAAACAGAACGGGUUCUUCCAUGGGGGCUCCAGACAUUGUAUUUUACUUUGUGCAAUAUGAGGGGACUGCAUGCAAGCUCAGGGUGCUCCCUCCUCAGUCUUUGCGGGAUUCAAAUGCAUGAUAUUGUAUGUACCUGGGAAAUUUGCCAAUUUCCUAAGCUGUUGGAAGGGGGUCACUUAAGGGGGGAUGUCUUGAGAUGUAUUAUGCAAAGUACCAACUGAGCCAAAAACAAUAAAUGAAACACAGAACUCAGCCUUAAGAAAGCUAUAUAUGAAUAAUUAUGUUUACCUCACUGGUGCAUUUAAAAUGGACUUUUGUUCAUGGGAGAACCUCGUUGACAUGCACAGUUUGCAAUCUUAUGUUGAUCGAUGUUAAAUGUCACAGCAGUACUUGCUCAAUAAAGGUCAUAUUGGAAACAUAG
This is a messenger RNA of Nomascus leucogenys (northern white-cheeked gibbon), 9266 nucleotides long. RefSeq names its product neurofilament medium chain (gene NEFM). Gene Ontology annotation, biological process: neurofilament bundle assembly. The record is from RefSeq and is a predicted model, not a curated record. Gene Ontology annotation, molecular function: structural constituent of cytoskeleton. Gene Ontology annotation, cellular component: intermediate filament; axon; postsynaptic intermediate filament cytoskeleton. NCBI's taxonomy places the organism in Eukaryota, Metazoa, Chordata, Mammalia, Primates, Hylobatidae.